Cooperia oncophora is the source of this 228-nucleotide messenger RNA. Lineage: Eukaryota; Metazoa; Nematoda; Chromadorea; Rhabditida; Trichostrongylidae. The record is from the annotation of a GenBank genome assembly.
AUGGACUUCGAAUAUAUUCCGACGACCGUCCGAGGACCAGGAAGUGAUCCGAAUGACUGGGAGUUGUUAGCUGGAUGUGAUUGUACGGAUGAAUGCUCUGCAGAGCAGAAUUGUGCCUGUCUUUCAGGUGCAGAGGAUUCGAGCGAUGGUAUCCUACUUGAGAAGACGAGUGGUGCGCCGAUUCUAGAGUGCCAUGACGAAUGCCUGUGUUUCCAACGAGACGAGUAG